Aspergillus vadensis CBS 113365 is the source of this 1901-nucleotide messenger RNA. RefSeq names its product developmental regulatory protein WetA (gene wetA). Lineage: Eukaryota; Fungi; Ascomycota; Eurotiomycetes; Eurotiales; Aspergillaceae. The transcript has a single exon. Bases 210 to 1901 code for a protein of 563 amino acids. The record is from RefSeq and is a predicted model, not a curated record.
CAUCGUCAUCACCGCGGCCAUUUUGGACGGAUACUCGGCUAGCUUAGCCGUCCCUUACUUUGCGUCAAGCUUUCCUCUGCAUCAAGCUUCUGUGCUUCCGCGGCCUUCGUCGCCAGUCAUAUCUACUCGGCCCAAGUGUUCGUUGGGUCGACCUUUGACAGCUCCUCUGGUCGUCGCCGCAAACGGAAAGCGGCACCCCGUCUGGCACAAUGUUCGCCCAGCAGUUCGACCAUUCCUUGAAUGAUUUAGAUUUAUUUAAUCAGUACGUCAAUAUGGACAACUCCAGUGUGGAUGGCAACAAAGAUGUUUCAUUCCCUGGCGAUCUUGACCAAAUAUUUCAGCUUGAGUCAUUGUCCAGCGACUGUGGCGAGCACUCUCCGGCCAUCUCCACAUCAACAGCGCAACCCCAUCAGCAAACAGCCCAAAACUGGAGCAAAGACUUCUGGUGUUUGUCCCAGAACGCGGACUCUUCUACCAGCCAAGGCCAAAAUUUCUCUCUACAGGAUACUGUUCACCCAUCUGCCGUUUCUGAGCUGGGUAUCAAUUUUGAAGCUCCGCCGACAGCGUGCGCUCCAGAAACCCGCCCUUCUCCGUCAACUCCUCCAGCAACUCCUAGUCGUAAGACCACCAAGAGUGCUGUGACUACGCCCAAGGUGAUCCGUCGUCAUCGCGAACCUAAUGAUCGUCGUGGUCCGCUGCACAAGCAGAGCUUCUCUCCUGGCAUAACACGCUCCUCUCAACCUCAACGGAACAGAAUGGCGUAUCAAGAAGCCUGGGCGCAGCGAUUCAACAACUUCAGCUUUCGCAGCGCGGAUGAACGCUUGCCUCUGUCCCCACCACCUUCCGAUAUCCUCGUUCAACAAGAGAAUAUGGCUGCAGACAACUCUGCUGCCCACCUGAACCGCACCGAAUCACUACCCAAGGCAUCAGCUGAAAUGCCUCCCCAAUAUGACACCGGCAUCUUCAACCAAUCGCCCGCUAUCUCCAUGCCUUCUCCAUCAACAGCUGCGCUAGCGGGGCAGCCCCCGAGAUAUUUAAGCCAGUCCAGCGGCUCGGGGUUGCCCACCUCAAGCCCCCCUUCGGCUGACGACAUCUUCUCCUCCCCACAUUCUUCAGGCCCUCAGUCCAUGUCUUCCUGGCAUUCCGACUCUCUUGGCUCUUCUGGGAUUCCGUACAGCACCCCCGAUCUGAGUGGACAAGAUGGCCAAGCAUGGUGGUCGCCAAUGGCCUCGAGAGUCCCACAGCGACAGCCUUCGUAUCAGCAGAUGGUGGCGUCCCCAGCUGCACAGAGACCGAUCCAGAACUCUGCAAGUCAGAGUGACAUGCUGCAAGGGGGCCUUAUGAUUCAACUGGACCCGUCGUCAUACGACCUUUCUAACACACAUUCGUCAUUCCCCUCGGCCGGCCUGCCUUCCGCUCCAAAUGGUCAUGAGAGCCGCGCCUACAUGCAGCCCACUGCAGCACCAGUGGAUUCAUCGUCAUUCGUCACCCCUCAAAUUCCCCCUACCCACUCACGCUCUCCGUCGCUGUCUCCGGGCUCAGGCUCACCAAAGAGUGGAAGCAUGAUGCACAAUGGUCACCGGAGGUCAUUUCAGCGCCAGAGUAUGAACCGAAAGCUUUCCUCCAAUUCUAUGAGCGCACCAAAACCAGUCAAGGCCCCCCACAGUUCAUCAGGAAGUCCAAAGGGAGGCAACAAGGCCGUCACUGUAUCCUUCGUGAAUUUCACACAGAAUGAUUCCAAAAGGAUCCUCACCGGUGUCGCACCCAGUGGCAGCUCCAAGACCAAGGCACGACGUGAGCAAGAAGCCCGCGCUCGACGCCGCGAAAUUAGCGAAGCUGCCUUGCAAGCCGUCCGGAGUGCCGGCGGAGAUGUUGAAGCUCUGGAGGCCAUCCUAUGCUAA